AUGAUGGAGAUGAUGUUACCAAUUAAUAAAACAUUAGAUGAUCUGAUAUAUCAUUUAAGUCAAGCAUUUGCCACCAAUGAGAUAGAUGUGGAUUACGGGCAAAAUCUGAUGCUUUCUUAUGAAAGUAAUCCAAAUGAUUGCUCACUUUGAUGAAUAUAUCUAUGUAUUCAUAUUAAUCGAUAUACUAGAAAUUUGGUGGAUAACGGAAACGGAAAAUAUAAUUUAAUAUUAGUUUGUUGGACCCGUGCGGCCAAAUCGCGUAUACACGACAACUCAGACUCACAUUGCUUUAUGAAAGUGUUGGCCGGAGAGCUGCAAGAAGUACGCUAUGAAUGGCCCGACAAUAAUAAGUCUAAAGAUGACAACAGUAAUGAAAUGUUGAAAGUAGUCAAUGAAAAUGAAAUGCCUUUGAAUAGUGUUACUUAUAUUAAUGAUUCAAUGGAUAUACAUCACGUGGAAAAUCCCGGUGCGACGGGUCCGGUAUCACUGCAUCUCUAUAUCUCACUGUGGGGUGAUAUGUGUCAGGUGUUUGACAAAAGUACUGGAAAUAGUAAAAACACAAAACUCACGUUUUAUAGUCAGUACGGUUUGCGGACACCUUUACAUUGUCGAUUUACUUUAAGAAAUCUUUGA
Messenger RNA from Oppia nitens, 633 nucleotides. Its product is annotated as cysteine dioxygenase type 1-like. The transcript has 6 exons. Lineage: Eukaryota; Metazoa; Arthropoda; Arachnida; Sarcoptiformes; Oppiidae. Gene Ontology annotation, molecular function: ferrous iron binding; cysteine dioxygenase activity. The record is from RefSeq and is a predicted model, not a curated record. Gene Ontology annotation, biological process: L-cysteine catabolic process.